AUGAGCAGGGAGGAAAGUGAGGAUACAGGAUACGUGAGGAGAGACGUCAAGGAAGCAGUGAGGUCAUACUUGCCUGGUCUCCCUGACGACCUUCUUACCACCAUGCUUGAUGAGCUUGGGGUCGAGUCUAUUGAUGAUCUGACCUUGAUGGAGGAGAGGGAUCUGGUGAAAUACCUCAAACCUAUCCAAAGUCGGAAGUUAAUGAAGGGCAUCAAGUACGGACUUGUUACUCUUAAUAUGCAGGUGGUCUCUGCUCCAGAUCAAAGUGCUCCAAGUUCUCCAAACACUCCGGCCACUCCUCAAGCAUUCCAACUGUUGGUCAGCCCUCCUAGCACUGCCCCAAGCACGUCAAGUGCUUCACAGACUGGCGUACCAUGGCAUGUGGACUUUCAUCUCAACUGGGACCAGGUGUCAUCAGCCAUUCGACUUAGAGUGGAAAAAGAAGAAAGACCAUUGCCAGACAAGAGAAAGGCCUUCGUGGUCAUGCUCGUGGACCAAAUGAUGCAGCACGACCGCAACCCAUCCAGAGCCAUGUGCCACAGCGUUGUGAGAAACAUUGUCAGGAGCUAUCCAAAAACAUUUGCCGACAUUGGUAAGCACGGUGAUACUGCUGGAGACGGAUGUCACUCUCUUCUGCAACAAGUAAAAACAAAAGUGGAGUACAAAAAUAGGAAUAAUACUCUUGCUCGAUGCCGCAGAGAAGGAAGACCACGUACGGGAAUGGCAGGAGAGGCCAGACUGGCAAGAGGUCCUAUUGACCAAUACGGGUGUGUGAGGUGGGGCCCAGCAGAUUUGCCAGAGGGGGAGACUGAGGCAACAUUGGAGAAUAUGAAGAGGGAUCUGCUCAACAUCUACUCAGGCAUGCAAUCUACUGUCUUUUUGCCAUGUGCCACUGCUGUGGACGUUAAUACUGCAGAACUCCCCAGCACCCCCUGCUUAAUCAUUCAAGGUGACAUGAUGAAGCCCUCUGGAUGGCUUAUAUCCAUCGAGGGACAUGUCGUAAUGGGCCCACACCCUUUGUUUUUACACGGUGUAGCUGCUUUCUUCAGCAGCUAUUACGUCUUCAACCUUGAGUAUCCUGCCACUGGAUCGUCGACGCUGGAGUUCAUUCAAAGGUGCUUCUUGGGCAUCAAUCCUGAAAGAGGCUCACAGACCAAGAAGCGGACAACAAUGAACCCUCAUGUGAGCACCCUUUUGAGGAAACUAAUUGACUUUGAGUGGGCAUCAUAGUUUUUUUUUGCUGCAGCAGUUGUCAGGCUCAGUUUUGAGUAUUUCUUUUUGUACUUUUUUUGAAGACAACUUUGGACAACAAGAUUUUUGGAUUAUAGGAUGUUUGAGACUGAGAGGAGCGCCUGGCCCCUUCAUGAUAUCCCUUCAUCGCUCUCUCCCUUCCUCUCUUACCUUGCCAUGUAGGCCUCAUUCCCAUCCUCUUACUGUUAUUGUGACACAGCUGGGUAGUUGAAUUGCAAGUUUCUGCACAGUUUCUCUGCAUUUUAAGGUGGCUUUGGAAAGUUUAUGACUAGGAAGUUGAAUUUCUUGGCAGUUAUGUUGAAUAACCUUUAUUUGUAAAUAAAUAUGCCAUUGGGCUACCAUUG
Messenger RNA from Cheilinus undulatus (humphead wrasse), 1595 nucleotides. RefSeq lists its product as uncharacterized. The record is from RefSeq and is a predicted model, not a curated record. Lineage: Eukaryota; Metazoa; Chordata; Actinopteri; Labriformes; Labridae. The coding region runs from base 1 to 1230 and encodes 409 amino acids. The transcript has 8 exons.